CCAGCCCAGAGAGAGUAAGCGAGAACCUUGACCUCCUCCUUCCUUUCAAAGGCCUCACUUUUGCACUUGGACCUAGUAGCGACAUCUAUCACUAGGAUAGCUUCGUCUACUCAACUUCACUCACACUCACCAUCACCUACUAGUUGGCCUAUUAUCUCUCAUAAUCAUAUAGAUUUUGAAGUGACCUGGCCAACUUCUCACCUUCCUGGUGUGUAUGAAGGAAUUCUGAUCACUCUACUCGAGAGCCAGGCAACGCGUAGUCUAAUCCUUUUCUUCUUCUCUUCUCGAUCCUCAUAUAUUUUUCUCCUUUAACAAUAUUUCCUACUUUUCUUUAAUUUUGUUUAUGCUUUUGUACAAGUUUCUGCCAUCAUGAGUUCCGGUAUCCCACCUUGGCGUGCUACCGCGUCUGCUACUGCUACGGCCCCUCACUUUCCUGCACAUGCAACCCCUGCAUAUAUCCCUGUUCAAGCACGCCGUAGCUUUGCUCAUACAUCUACCACCGCCAUGGCACCUCAGCCGCAGCCAACGACAACUCAAGCACCUCGCAAACGAGUAGAAUGGCCAGCCCCCCUUCGAUCAUAUGUACAACGAAGCUUCGCGCCUGAGAACCAACUUCCUGGAGUCAACCGGCAGGAGAUGGAGGUGAAACUGAAGACUGUCAUUACUGAGGCGGCAGAGAAGAAUCAGCUGGAGAAGAUCAACUGGGAUGCAUUGCCCCUACCGCAAGUCAUGAUUCAAAACGAGCGCAACCAGAUCCUUACCAACCCUGCUGUCUCUGGUUGGAGUGCUUCUCUUUUAACUGCUGCUCAGAAACCGGACACCGUGACCGAGGACGUUUCUAGGAAAAGAAAAUUGGCUGAGUACGGGGACAAAGACGGCUGUCCACCAUGGAGGCAGACUAACAACCAUCAUGCAUUUGGAGAUCGAACUACUUAUCCCUCAGCAGACAAGCGCCAGCGUGGUGAUCAUAAGAACCCCAGUAAGUCAAAAGCUAAUUUGGAAAUGCGGAGGAAACGUUUCGAAGAACCGCGGGCCAGAUAUGGCUCUUCGCCAUCCUCAUCUCGUGGGGAAUCCCCAGCGCCCAGUGCCAAUCAGGGACCUGUUGUUGGACGGUGCCAGGAGCUGGAGAAGAACUACUUCCGCUUGACUUCAGCGCCGAAUCCAGACACCGUUCGACCGCUGCAUGUUUUGCACAAGACCCUGGAUCUUCUGAAAAAGAAAUGGAAGAAAGAUAACAAUUAUGGAUAUAUUUGCGACCAGUUCAAGUCUCUGCGACAAGAUCUGACUGUCCAGCAUAUCAGAAACGAGUUCACCGUCAGUGUCUAUGAGAUUCAUGCCCGCAUUGCGCUCGAGAAGGGAGAUCUUGGUGAGUAUAAUCAAUGUCAGACACAGCUGCGAGCGUUAUAUGCCCAGAAUCUCGGUGGGCAUCCUACAGAAUUUAAGGCGUAUCGUAUUCUUUAUUUCAUCCACACUCGCAAUUGGACGGCUAUGAACGAUGCGUUGGCCGAUCUAACAGCAGCAGACAAGCGUGAUCCUGCUGUCAAACAUGCCUUGGAUGUUCGCUCAGCUCUUGCCCUGGGAAACUAUCAUCGUUUCUUCCAGCUCUACCUCGACACCCCUAAUAUGGGGGCUUAUCUGAUGGACAUGUUUGUGGACCGCGAGCGACUUUCCGCACUUGCGGCCAUCUGUAAAGCCUACAAACCCGACGUAAAGAUUCGUUUUAUCACCGAGGAACUUGGCUUUGAGUCCGAUGAACAGAGUGCACGCUUUAUCCUGGACCAUGCCUCUGAGGAUUUACUCCAAGAGAAAGAUGGAUCCGUGACGCUGCUCACGAGCGGCAGGGCUGCGCAACUCUUCGAGGCGGCCAAGUCUGAAGCCCACAGAGUCGUUGAUAUAAAAGGACAGAUUUGAUCCCGAGUUUUUCGUUACUGCAGCCAGCGUCCACACCCCACUGAUUAUCGGCAUAUACGAGUUUCCCGUCUCUCAGUGCUCUCAAUACCCUUGCACCUUGAUUUCGUCUCCUUUACUUCCCCUUUUUUUCAUUGAACGGCAUAGUCGACUGGCACCAGGUGCCUCCGAUGUUUCCCGUUCACGUCCGCUUCGGUCUUCUCUAUGCUCCUGAGCCUUGACGGUGUUUUGCAUAUCUCUUUCUUGGCUUUUGAGAUCAGCUCACUUAAGCCCGGAAGCAUGGUAGCGUUAUUUUCUCUGACUUUUGGCGUUGUUAUGGAUGGGAUGUGGAAAUGGGUUAGCAUUUAAGUCCUAGUAUUCGUAAUUUAGUGAUACUUAGCAAUGUCAAAAGUACUUUCAGCACCGGUGGUAG
Messenger RNA from Aspergillus novofumigatus IBT 16806, 2320 nucleotides. Its product is annotated as SAC3/GANP domain protein. Gene Ontology annotation, cellular component: nucleus. The record is from RefSeq and is a predicted model, not a curated record. NCBI's taxonomy places the organism in Eukaryota, Fungi, Ascomycota, Eurotiomycetes, Eurotiales, Aspergillaceae. The coding region runs from base 370 to 1911 and encodes 513 amino acids. The transcript has 3 exons.